Messenger RNA from Rhagoletis zephyria (snowberry fruit fly), 860 nucleotides. The record is from RefSeq and is a predicted model, not a curated record. NCBI's taxonomy places the organism in Eukaryota, Metazoa, Arthropoda, Insecta, Diptera, Tephritidae.
ACGAGGUGAACAUCAGCAACCUCGGGCACUACCGUUCAGAAGAGGACAGCGACGAGGCGAACGUCAGCACGCCGAUGAUAAUGGACUCCGAUCUGCGAUCACCUCAACGCGAUGGACUGGCCCUGCCAAACAAGGCCGCCUACGGGACGCUGUACUACGUCACCCAGGGCAUUGGCAUUCUCCUGGUGCUGGUCACCGCCAUCUGGCUCGGCCGCUACAUUGGCGGAUUCGGCUUUGCCAGCGCCAAGCAGGUCUUCAACUACCAUCCCAUUCUCAUGAUUAUUGGCUUUGUUUUUAUUUACGGAAACGCCAUGUUGAUCUACCGUACACUGCGUGGAGAGCUGAAGCCCAAGCUGAAGCUGAUGCACGCCAUCCUCAUGGGCUCGAUCAUGGUCAUCUGCUCGGUGGGCAGUCUGUCGGUGUUCUACUUUCACGUGAAGGCCUCCAUCCCGCACUUUUACUCGCUGCACAGCUGGCUAGGCAUUAGCACUUGGACGUUCUUUCUUGCACAGUUCAGCGGCGGCUUUGCUGCCUACCUCUUUCCGGGCGCUUCGUACAACGUUCGAACGCUGAUGAUGCCAUUCCAUCGCUUCUUCGGUGUUGCCACCUUUGUCCUAGCCGCGGCCACCUGCCUCACUGGCCUCAAUGAAAAGGCAAUCUUUGCACUGAACGGACAAGAUGGAUAUCCAAAGUACACUGAAAAAACGGCUGCUGGCUUUCUCGUCAACUUCGUUGCUCUCAUUUUAGUUGCCUACGUGUCCUUGGUUGUGUACCUAGUUACCAAGCCUGACUUCAAGCGCCAGCCGCUGCCUGAAGAACAGGUGAUCAAUCUCAACUUUGAUCUAACCUCAAACAAUUAA